CUGGGCUGGAGUCAGUGGAAAGGACAAGAUGGCCACGGACUGUCAAUAAACCAUAAUCAGGAUCACGGAUGAUAUCAAAAAACAUAGAAUUACUCCACAAUGGGUUUGUCUCAGAGUUCAGAGGUCUCCGAAGGAGGGGCGUUUGGAUAUCACGUGCACGGGGUGCAGGUGAAUUCUCCCGCAGAAAAGGCCGGACUGCAGCCAUUCUUUGACUUCAUCCUGUCCCUGGACACCACCAGGCUCAACGAGGAGAACGACCAGCUGAAGGAGCUGCUGAAGGCCAGCACGGAGAAGGCGAUGCGGAUGGAGGUGUACAGCACUAAGACCAUGCAGCUCCGGGAGCUGCAGGUGGUGCCGAGCGCCCUGUGGGGGGGCCAGGGGCUGCUUGGCGCCAGCGUCCGCUUCUGCAGCUACCAGGGGGCCAACGAGAACGUCUGGCACGUCCUGGACGUGGAGCCCAACUCGCCGGCGGCGCUGGCGGGGCUUCUACCACAUGCAGACUACAUCGUCGGGGCGGAUCAGGUUCUGCAAGACUCGGAGGACUUCUUUUCCCUCAUCGAGGCCCACGAGGGCAAGCCGCUGAAGCUGAUGGUGUACCACAUCGAGUCGGACAACUGCCGGGAGGUGGUGGUCACACCCAAUGGAGCCUGGGGUGGAGAGGGCAGUUUGGGAUGCGGCAUUGGCUACGGUUACUUGCAUCGAAUCCCAGUCCAUUCCACUGUUCCCAUGGAGACCCCGGAACCCCCAGCCCCUGAGGAUCCGCCGUCCCCGGCGAUGGUCACCCAUGGGUUCACGGAGGCUCCUCUGAUGGCAGCCCCGGGGCAGAGUGAAGACCCAGGGGACCAGGUCUUGUUCCAGGGGGACCCGGCCCCCCCGCCGCCCCUCCAGAGACUCAUGGACCUCGAUGUCUCUGAGGCCGAGGUGAGCACAGACCCCGCUGAGUCCGUGGAGAGGCUGGACCUGUCGGUGUCCUCCAUCGACAUGACCUGCACCUCCCUGGCCAUGCACGAGGAGCGCGACUGCGACAUGUCCGGCGUGGAGGAGCUGAAGGACUGCGACAGCGCUGAGUGCCACCCCCACGAGGACCUCAGCUCUCUGGCCACCCUGGACCUCACAUCCACCUCCGCUCCACCCGCGUCCCCACCCGCGUCCCCACCCAGCUCCCUAGCCACAGACUGCCCCACCACCACCACACACUCACCCCCUCUGUCCCCCGCCCGCAGCGUGUCCCCCGCCGCGUCCCCAGACUCUCCCCCUCCCCCCUCCACCCCCCCCCAGGUGGACCUCCUGCCCCACCGGACGCUCCUCGGCGAGGCCUCGGAGGACGACCUCCUGUGCCAGGGCGGCGCCGAGGAGGUGGAGGGGGAGGAGCCUACUGAGCAGACACCGGAGCGAGGGGCGGCCGGGACCCCCACCCGGGAGCACUGGGACGACGAGGAGGAGGAGCAGCAGAAGGAGGAGCGAGAGCCGUGAUGGGGACCAGGCUGGAGGAGUCCUCCGUUGAGCUGGGUGUCCGGUCAGGCCGUGCUGCACGAUUGUGAACACAUUGCGCACCCGCACACUAAGGGAAGCCCAUCCACAAGCAGAGCCACAUCUUAAACCUACAAAGCUAUCUCGUUAUGUUUUUAUCCACACCAUGUUUUUCAACUUUGUCUUCCGUUAAAUCAUAUAUUUGUAGUGCUACGCUGUUCAAAUCGUUAUGCUUUAGGAUGGGAGGAUUUUCAUUUUUUUUAUUUUAUUGAUACGUAUGUUUUCAUUUUGCGUAAAUUGUUUUGACUUGGCAUUGCUUGACAAUCCUUUUGUAUACAUCAGUGGAGUUACUCGAUUAAGAAUACUUCCAAAGACACAACAUUGUUUGUAGCCAGUGGUCGGCCUCUGCUGGCUUCACGUUAUUUACUACACUAAGAUUUAAAGCACAUCUUGUAAUGCCAUGUCCACGCAUUUUUCCUUUUUAUCAAUUUCAUUAAGGUAUUAUCGAAAUUUUAAACACAUGGGUCAACAAAAAAGUUUUUUUCAAGACAUUGCAGCUGGAAUUAGAAAUAUUCUGUGGGAACUACUAUUGGAUUGUUAGCAUUUUGUAAAUUUACAAAGGUCACUACAAGAGAAACAUUAAGUCUAUUUAGUGUUGUCGUUACGUUAAGCUCAAUGCUGUGUCAUAUCAUUUUUCUGAUCUAUGCAAUAGUUUAGAAAUCAUGUUAGAAAUAUAUGCUUUAAAUAUAAAUGUAUUUUUAUUUGUACACAUUUAAACUGCUGUUAAAUGAUUGCUUUUGUUUUAAAGUGUAGGGUGUCUUUACACAAGUACACUAAUAGUUAAAAUGAGGAGAAAAAAAUGGGUAUUUUUGCAGAUAUUUUAUCAAUGAACUGUAUGUUUUAUUAGGAAUGAGUGCAAACAACGUUUCUGCUGUUGAAUGGAGGAUGGGUGAAUUUUAUGUCUAGAAGAACCAGAUCACCCGAAAGAAGAAAAUAAAAACAUUUAAAAUGA
Gadus macrocephalus (Pacific cod) is the source of this 2482-nucleotide messenger RNA. RefSeq names its product Golgi reassembly-stacking protein 1-like. Gene Ontology annotation, cellular component: Golgi apparatus. Gene Ontology annotation, biological process: Golgi organization. The record is from RefSeq and is a predicted model, not a curated record. Gene Ontology annotation, molecular function: protein binding. Lineage: Eukaryota; Metazoa; Chordata; Actinopteri; Gadiformes; Gadidae. Bases 100 to 1473 code for a protein of 457 amino acids. The transcript is spliced from 9 exons.